AUGGGCACCAUCGACAACCUUCUGGUCAGCCUCGACCAGGGCGUCACAGGCCUAUUUGGACAAUGGAAUGGCUACACAACCGCCAUGGUGACCUUCCUGGUCAUCACUGUCUCCUACCGUAUUGCUGCCAGCCAGGAGCCCGACACGCAUCCAAUGUUACUUGCCCGCCAGGCGCAAGGCUCUCCUGUUCGACAAGAGGGCGAGUCUCCCGUCUACCGAUCCCACGCCUCACCGCACGGCAUGCCUCUCAAUAGUGGACUGAACGUCAAGGAUUCUGGGGCCUCGAAGUGGUCCAGAGGAAGAGACGGUGAUCUCCGCGACAUUUGGAGGAGGGCCGCUGGCGGCACGCCCGACGAAGAUGGCAAGCCCGCCUCGGGCAAGGGCCGCCUUCUCACGGUUCAUGGUGCCCGUCAAGUUGUCGAGGCUGAUAUCGACGAUGUGACGCGCCAGAUCAACCUCAUCGGCCAGCACAUCCACGAGCAGGGUGGAAUCCGAGUGGCCAUCUACCUCCCCAACUCGAUCGAGCUGAUUGCUGCGCUCUUUGCCUGCAGCUUCUACUCCAACCUGACCGCCAUCCUCAUCCCCUUCGACGUCUCCGACGAAGAGCUCAUCUCCAUGCUGCGCCGCUCCGCCGCCGACACCGUCGUCACCGCUCCCGGCGCCUUCCCCUUCGAUGCUGUGGUCAAGGCCUACCCAUCACUGCGCCAGCUGAUCUGGGUUGUCGACGAGGGCAGCAAGCACAUGGACUGGAACGAGGUACCCGAGGGCAUGGGAGGGUCCGUCAACGUCGCAACGUGGCAGGAAAUUGCUCAGGAAGCCCCGGCCGCCGCAGGCCUCGAACUACCGCCCGUGGCUGGGCAGCACGAGCCGGCAGACAUCAUCACCUUCUGGCAGUCGAGGCCCGGCAUCAUGGAGGAGAUGGUGCGAUUCUCGCAAGCCAACCUGAUCGCCGGCAUCGCCGCUCAGCUCGCGGCGCUCCCCGUCUCUCAGCGUCUGGGCCCCUCCGACCUCUUCCUCCCCGUCGACUCCCUGACGAACACGUACACUCUUGUCCUGACCCUGGCCGCCCUCUUCUCCAACGCUUCUAUUGCCUUUAGCUCGGUCGCCGGCAAGUCAGCCGAGCUCAUCCUCUCAACGCAAGGCAUCGCGCCGACGGUCAUUGUCGCCUCGCCGGAGACGCUGCUCAAGACCCACCACGAGACCACGAGCAAGCUCACGUCGGCCCUGGCCAGGCUGUCCUACUGGCUCAAGUCGCGCAGCCUCGUGGACUACGGCAUCAUGCCCGUCGCAUCGGUCGCCACCAGCUUUGGCGACGCCUACCUCCCCGCCAUUGGCACCACGCCCGGCAAGCUCCGCGUCGUGUACACGGCCGAGAGGGUCGGCGCGCAUUCUGUGCCGCUGUCCCCUCGCGAGCUCUCGGAUCUUCGCGUCUUCCUCGGUGCGCGCGUCAUCUACGCGCUGACGGCCUCCAAGGUCGCCGGCGCCGUCACCCAGACAGGGUACUAUGAUUACAGGGUGCACGGCCAGGACAGCAAGCGCUCUCACUUUGGCCCGCCCGUCACGAGCACCGAGAUUCUCCUCCGCGAUACGGCGGAUCUCAGGACGACGGACGAGGUGUCGCAGGGACAGAUCAUCGUUCGGGGCCCCUCGGUGGCUGGGGGUGAAGCCGCGCUCGGCGUGUCUGGCAGGAUGAGCGAUGACAACACGGUGUCUUAUGUUUAA
Molecule: messenger RNA, 1722 nt
Organism: Verticillium dahliae VdLs.17
Lineage: Eukaryota; Fungi; Ascomycota; Sordariomycetes; Glomerellales; Plectosphaerellaceae
Exons: 3
Coding region: 1-1722 (573 amino acids)
Cellular component (GO): membrane; endoplasmic reticulum
Molecular function (GO): long-chain fatty acid-CoA ligase activity
Source: RefSeq, a predicted model, not a curated record